Leptopilina heterotoma is the source of this 1532-nucleotide messenger RNA. It is a transcript of the gene Rab40, whose product is annotated as ras-related protein Rab-40C. Gene Ontology annotation, biological process: protein localization to plasma membrane; intracellular signal transduction. Gene Ontology annotation, cellular component: synaptic vesicle; endosome; plasma membrane. NCBI's taxonomy places the organism in Eukaryota, Metazoa, Arthropoda, Insecta, Hymenoptera, Figitidae. Gene Ontology annotation, molecular function: GTP binding; GTPase activity. The transcript has 4 exons. The record is from RefSeq and is a predicted model, not a curated record. Bases 430 to 1308 code for a protein of 292 amino acids.
GUCAUUAUAUUAUAUAUAUACGAAACAGUACAGUUGGUGAUUAUAUUUGGAUCUAUCCUCCCUAUUUUUGUUUCAAAUAAUAACUCCAUAGGACUUUUUACGUUUGAUGAUAAUUAUUCAAGCCCCAGUAAAUGUAAAUAUAUGAAUAUCUUGAAAAGUAUAAGUUUAUUAAAUGGAAAAUAAUUUCCGCUAUUGGGUACAUAUUAUAAAGUUUGCUUCGUAUUUAUUUAAUGGAAAGUAAAUAGUAUAGAAAUAAAUUUUGCAAGUUAAUUGCAUUUUCUAAAACAUAAUUGAAAACAAACAACACUGAUAAGCUUGCCAAAAUGAUAUUGAAUUUGUAAGCCGAUAAGGUUCAGUUUUAGAAGGGAUCAUUCCUAGGGCGAUCUUCGCUCAAAGGAUCAAGUGCAGUAUGCUUAAAUCGAGAAUAUUAUGGCUGCAGGAGAGGCCAACGUUACAAAGCCUCGUCAGGAAAAGCAGUAUGAUUACCUGCUAAAAUUUCUUCUAGUGGGAGAUAGUGACGUAGGAAAAUCAGAAAUUCUCAGUGGUCUUAAUUCAGAAGAAUCUCCAUUUUGUAGUGGCAGUGCCUACAAAACAACAACAAUUUUAUUAGAUGGAAAGAGGGUAAAAUUACAAUUAUGGGACACUUCUGGCCAAGGAAGAUUUUGCACCAUUAUUCGAUCGUAUUCUCGUGGAGCUCAAGGGAUACUAUUAGUUUAUGACAUUACUAACAAGUGGUCCUUUGAUGGGAUAGAUAGGUGGCUCAAAGAAGUGGAAGAGCAUGCACCUGGUGUGCCAAAGGUGUUGGUAGGCAAUCGCCUUCAUUUGGCUUUCAAAAGGCAAGUGUGUGAACGAGAUGCUGAAAGUUAUGCAGCUAAAAAUCGCAUGGCCUUUUUUGAAGUGUCACCCCUGUGCGAUUUUAACAUAAAAGAGAGUUUUUCCGAAUUAUCUCGAAUGGCUCUUCAUCGCAAUGGUAUGGAGAGACUAUGGAGAUCUAACAAAGUUCUUAGUCUUCAAGAACUCGCCUGCAGGGCAAUCGUGGCUCGAACAACAGUUUACGGCAUUGAUCAACUCCCUUUACCAACAUCAAUUAAGUCUCAUUUAAAAUCUUAUGCCAUGACGACAACAUCUCAGCUGCGAUACAACAUCAAUCGGCCCUUAUGUCCUCGCGCCAGUUUGAGUUCAUAUCAUCGAAAGCUUAGAUUUGUAAAGACAAAUCACAAUGGUUUAUCUACUCCAGGGAGUUCGCCGGGUAGUGUAACUGACUCACGAACAAGUUGUGUCGGUCGCAACUCCUGCGCAAUAUCCUGAGACUAUACUAAACUGCUCUAAAAAUUAAGUAAUCCGAAUUUUCUCUACAGCAGCUGUUUAUCUUAUCUCUCCACGAAUACGAUAUGUUAUUAAUUAAACCUUUAAGGCGACGAAAUAACUCGCCAUAUCUCAACUUGAUUUCUUUUUUUUCUUUUUUGUAUUAUGGCAACUUAGCAUGUGAACACCUAUUCAUAAGCAAAGUAAAUAAACAGUGGAAAUAAUAA